AUGGCUCCUCUAUUCGUCAAGCUGCAAGUACUUUUUGUUUUCACUUGCAUAUUUCAUGCAGCAACAGUAACAUGUACACACUACCGCGACAACACCCUCAAAAUAUUGUCUUCCACAAACUCCUCCAACCAGAACCACAGUUGGGUCGGACCCAUCGGCCACCGUGUAAUAACCGUUGACCUUAACGGCGGUGGCCACUUCCGUUCCGUUCAAGACGCCGUCAAUGCUGUCCCAGACAACAAUAGAAUGAAUGUCCUUAUUCAAAUCAGCGCCGGAUGCUACGUGGAGAAGGUGAUGGUGCCCGUUUCGAAACCUUACAUAACGUUUCAAGGAGCGGGUAGAGAAGUGACGGUGAUGGAAUGGCAUGACAGAGCAAGUGAUCCUGGUCCCAAUGGACAACAAUUGCGUACUUACAGAACAGCUUCUGUUACUGUUUUUGCUAACUACUUUUCUGCUAGGAAUAUCAGCUUCAAGAACACAGCGCCAGCACCAAUGCCGGGGAUGCAGGGGUGGCAAGCGGCGGCGUUUAGAAUAUCAGGGGACAAAGCAUACUUCUCAGGCUGUGGAUUCUACGGUGCACAAGAUACACUUUGUGAUGACGCUGGCAGGCAUUACUUCAAGGAAUGCUAUAUCGAGGGUUCCAUUGAUUUCAUUUUUGGUAAUGGCAGGUCCAUGUACAAGGAUUGCGAGCUACACUCAAUAGCAACGAGGUUCGGUUCCAUAGCAGCCCAGGAUAGGAAAUACCCAUACGAGAAGACAGGCUUCGCAUUCGUACGAUGCAAGGUUACGGGUACAGGCCCACUGUAUGUGGGGCGAGCAAUGGGCCAAUACUCGAGAAUUGUGUACUCGUACACAUAUUUCGGUGAUGUAGUUGCACACGGUGGUUGGGAUGAUUGGGACCAUGCUCACAACAAGAACAAGACUGUGUUCUUCGGAGUGUACAAGUGUUGGGGACCAGGAGCUGAGGCAGUACGUGGAGUCUCAUGGGCCAGAGAGUUGGAUUUCGAAUCAGCACAUCCAUUUCUAGUCAAGAGCUUCGUCAAUGGGAGACACUGGAUCGCACCCUCUGAUGCUUAG
Messenger RNA from Gastrolobium bilobum, 1077 nucleotides. RefSeq names its product probable pectinesterase 68. Gene Ontology annotation, molecular function: pectinesterase activity. Lineage: Eukaryota; Viridiplantae; Streptophyta; Magnoliopsida; Fabales; Fabaceae. The transcript is spliced from 5 exons. The record is from RefSeq and is a predicted model, not a curated record. Gene Ontology annotation, biological process: cell wall modification. The coding region runs from base 1 to 1077 and encodes 358 amino acids.